CCUUUCACCUCUGCUCUAACAAUCGCUGGACUGUGCAACUUGUACUGGCGCUCCUUCAUUCUGAAAGCAAAUCAGAUCGGUCUGGUUCCGCAACAACGGUUUGCCCGCAAUCGCUUGCAAUCGGUCAAGGCUAUGAAAUGGAUUUCAUGGAUGGAAAACGAAGAAAAUUGCGUUAUUCAAUCUGUGGUCUCCGGCACCGAACAGAAAAUCGGUCCUUAUUACGUGGAUGGAUACCAGGAGGACACUGGUCACAUUUACGAGUUUUAUGGAUGUUGGUACCAUGGCUGCCCUACAUGUAUGGACCCGGAGACAGUGCAUCCGUUUCGAAACCUACCGAUGCGUGACAUCUACAAAGAGACGAUGGACCGUGAACAGUACUUACGCUCAUUGGGUCACCCAGUAACCACUGUUUGGGAACAUGACUUUGACGCAGACCUUCGCAUUGAUUCCGAAAUGCGCAAGUUCAUUAACGAUAUAAAGAUUACCGAACCGUUAAACCCUCGGAACGCUUUCUAUGGUGGCCGGACAAAUGCCGUGCGACUGUUGCAUACGGUGGCUGCCGAUGAAAAGAUCAAGUAUUUCGAUGUCAACAGCGAAUACCCGUUUGUCAACAAAAACCGCCGGUAUCCGUUAGGGCAUCCUAUUAUUUUAACCAAGAGCUUCCAAAACGUUCGGGAAUAUUUUGGUUUAGUCCACUGCACAGUGCUACCACCGGGAGAUUUGUGGCUACCUAUUUUACCUUACCGUUGCAACGGCAAGCUGACUUUCCCGUUAUGUGCAACAUGUGUCAAAGAACAGAACAGCAAGAAAUGUGACCACACGGAUUCGGAAAGGGAACUGACGGGAACGUGGUGCACACCAGAGAUACAUGCUGCUAUGGAUCGGGGAUAUACCGUCACGAAGAUGUACGAAGUGUGGCAUUACGAAACGUUUGAUGAUCACCUUUUCAAGGAAUAUAUCGACCGCUUUUUAAAAAUCAAGACGGAAGCCAGUGGAUGGCCAUCAGAUGUUACCGCGGAAAAUGAAAAACGAAAAUACAUUGCUGAUUUUGAAGAACGGGAAGGGGUCAAGUUGGAUUAUGAUAAGGUCAAAGAAAAUCCCGGACUACGUGCUUUAGCCAAACUAUGCCUCAACAGUUUUUGGGGCCGACUGGGAAUGCAGGAUAACAAACUGAAUACCAUGUACAUUCAUGACCCCAAAACAUUUUAUGAAAUGUUAUUUUCCGGCAAACACCAUGUGCAUUCGUGGGAUCUUUUUGAUGACAACGUCGUGCAGAUCACAUACACCAAAGAAGAUGGAUUUAUCGAGCAGAAUCCGAACACCAAUGUUGUCCUGGCCGCGUUCACCACAUGUUGGGCACGACUGCAUCUAUACCAGUUUAUGGAUAUGGCUCAAGAGCGCCUUUUGUAUUUCGACACAGAUUCCAUUUUCUUUGUGUCGAAACCGGGAUGGCCUGACCCUCCUACUGGCCGAUUUUUGGGCGAUUUAACCGAUGAACUAAAACCUGGACAACACAUUACGCAAUUCGUCAGCUUGGGCGCCAAGACCUAUGCCUACACGACAAACGAUGGACAUUCGGUAGUCAAAAUCAAAGGAUUCACCAUCAAUAAUCGGGUUAAAGAGAAAGUUAACAUGGAGUCCAUGAUGAAUAUUCUGCACAAGUCUGGUUGUAUUGAUGUGCACUAUGAUGAUGUUAUUAAACGCAUCAAGUCUCAGCUUAUUCUAUGCAAUAGUGAUGUAACUAAGCGUCUGCAAGUGACGUAUGAUAAGCGGCGCAUUACGCAAGACUGGAAUACUGUUCCAUACGGAUAUACCGUUGAAUAGAUUUAUUGAGUAGCAGGAAACUGCUGUAUCAUUCGACCAACAAAAUUUACUGAUAUUUGUAUGUCAUGCAUUUCUUUCAAUCCCAAAAAAUUGCACUUCCCCGAUGGGAAGAGCACAGCCGUAAACCAAGGCAAUUUUAUACGCAAACCACUAAACAAUUCAGGAGUAUAUUCCAACUUGUAAUGUUGGCUGAAUUUCUCAAUAUGUAUACGCGCACCAAAAUCAUGAGUGACAACAAUAUUAACAAUUCGAAAUCCUGAAACGAUACAACGGUACCCAAUUGAUUGAAGAAUGCUGGUAAACUUGUCGACCAAUUCUCUGGCAGCAGAUUCCGAACGAGCUCCAUUGACCGUGAUUUUUCCAUUGGAAUAUAGUUGGCAAUGUGCUUUGUAGGGAGAGAGAAUACGAAGGAGUAAGCCGGAAAAUUUGCGGGGAAUAUACUGCGCCAUCGGUACUUUCUUUUCAAUCUCCUUCAGAUUGAGGAUAGUGUUUAAAUCCGCAACGGCAACGACAUUCAUGAUUUUUGGCAUGGCAGUAGAACCACAAACCGAACCGAAUAGCUUUGCGCAGUGUUGUUUGGGGCACAUCUGUUAGACGGUGAUAGACGGGGCAACCUAGUUCCUCAAGAUUGACCACUUGGGGCACAUAACGCUCCAGUAAACGGCACUUGUCCAAACCCUUAGCAUAGAAAGUUAGCUUACUAGGACGGCCAAUACGGUUAAACAUGUCUUCCAAGGCAACCGUCACUUGAUUGUGUCGAUAAUCACCAAAGGUGCUCCAGAGAAGCCCAUGGGAAUGCUUGGCCUGUUUCUGCAACUCGCGAGCGUGUUUACCGGCUGAUCGUGGUAAGCUGAAGGUGUACUGCCCACUGUCAUGUUUUUUUGGGCACGAGAAGGCCAGCUGUUUGAUAUAUGGUACCUUUUCAAUUAUAAACCAAUCAGCAUCUAAAACACAUGGCAGAGCCAUGGUCAAGACUAGACUGAAAUACACAACUCGUUUAUCACUUGGCAACAGCGUUGGUUUAUGGUACCUGGUGCCAGGUACUUUACCUGGCACCAUGUACCACAGUUGACCUUCAAACAUUUGUUUUACAACUUGCGUGCGCUCAACAUACACUUCAUUUGAGUUCAGUUCUGACAAAAAUGGAACCAUCUCUAAAACGCCGCCGUUCAGACUCGAAGCCUAAAAUGCCACUAGUCAACAAGACUAAGUGCAGUGUCGAGAAGACUCAUCCUCGUUUAGCCUUCACAGAGAACGGUCGUCCUGUGUAUCGUCUGGGCAACGAGAAAUUUGUGCAUGUCGAUUAUCAGUGGGAAGAAACUCGAAUUUUUAUUGGUGAAUGGAAGGAAGGACCGCCCGGGAAAUGGAAGCAGACGUGGGCGAAAACGAUAAGCCUUACCAAAAGAGGAUUCAUGCGCUUGGUAUCGUUACUGCUGACGGGAAAAGCCGAUCUGGAUCAUUCCAAUGGAAAUUUACCUCCUUUAUUCUUACUGGACCGAGGGGUGUACUUCAGCUGGAGCCGUCCUAACGUGGCCAGCUUUCGCCGCUAUCAGCGGUCUCAGGAAGGUGAUUUGAUGCCCACGAGAAACGGGAUUUCAUUGAACGAGAAGUGCUACGAAGCGUUGAAAGAACUCAUACGGGAUUUCACUCUCUUCAAACAUAUUGUCAGUGUGGACGAAAUCGUUGAGGAUGUGGAUGCGGACAAAAAAGGUCUUUGUCAUGAGAAGUUGUGCGACGCUAUUAUUGAUGCUAUGGUGAAACUAGUUCAUGAAAGAUGCCCUGAUUUCCGGGACGUGUUAACGGAUACGGAAUGGAAAGAUGCUGUGCAACGUCUGUUGGAUGCUCGUUUUGUGCAUGGCAUUUUGUUUGGUUUUGAAGAACUGAGCUUUAAGCAAGCUUUAAGUUUGGAUGUGGUGAAGUAUUUGGAUACACAUGAAAAUCAAAUCCGUAUGCAAGUAAACUGCUCUCUGAACCAAGUUUAACUUAGGAUUUCUGUAAUGCAUUUUAUGGUUGUCACUACAGUAUAACACGGCAUUUGUUCUAUUUAUUUCUUUGAACAGAUCGUUUUUGCAUGGUUCAUUUCAUUAAUCGUUGACAUAUCUGACGGAGAAAAGAUCCGUCAACUAGUGCUGUAUUGAUAUCAAAAAAAGAAUUUACAUACUGACACACCAUCUUGUCGUUGCUUGUUCGAUUAUCGGUAAAUAAAUGUACAAUAUUAGUGAAAGAUUCGCCGCUAGCGCGUCUCAAAACAAAAAAUAAGCAAUAUUGACCACACACGGUACUAUAUUCGGACUGAAACUGUUCGUCUUGACAGACAAUAGUAUUAUUCUGAGCAAGCAUAGAGAAGUGCUGAGAAUACGUUUCCAACGCUUUACCAUACGAAUCAAACACUUCCAAGAUUCCCGCUUGGGUUUGUAGCAAAGCAAUCCAGUGUGCACCAUUUUGGUCAGAGGGGUCCGUGUUAACUACACAUGCUCCAGGGUACGGGGCUAAACAUGGCGGAACUCGGUCACUGGCAAACACACCGCGGAACAGCUGGGUGGUAACAGGAUUUCCCUGCAGACAGUGGUGAAUUUGCUCCGUGUUCAUGUUGAAAAAUCCGCAAUCAACUGGCGAUGUUGAUUAAUUUCGAUGAUGCUGUCAUAAAUCAGCAUGCACACCAUCAUGAUUGUUGUCGUCAAUGGUUUAGCAAAGGAAACUGAUACACUCAGAUUUCCUUGUUUUAUCAAGGUCAAAGGUCCGCGGCCAGUAUGUCCUGGUGUAAGGUCAAAACCAAAUAUGGUAUAUCCUUGAUUAUAUUCGGUGCGGUUGAACGGUAGUCCGCCUUGCAAACUCGGUCGGUAUCCCAGAGUAUCGAGCAAACCAUCGUAGCACUCCAAGGAUAAGUUGUGUUCAAAAUCACUUAUAUAGGGUUUGCUAGGGAAGCUCUGACCAUCCACUUCCACACUAAGUUGUGUAAUGUUGAAAUGUUGAAAGUUAAACGGAUUCUUUUUGAUGGAUCCGUGAAAAUCUUCGCUAUCGACAAAUCCAACGAACACGACUUUGGGUAUUUGCCCAAUCUGUAGAUUGCUGACCACGGUGCUUUGCGUCUUUUGCGGAAUGUCCGACACGCGCAUAACUAUCCGCUCAACAUGAUAUUUGACGGUUUUCUUUAACAAUUCACCAGCAACAGCUGUCAGAAAAUCCGGUGAGGGAAUGUAGCGUCGGAUAGACAACCGAGCAUUGCGAAUGAAGGGCUUAAACGUUUUCGUGGCAUCUUUAUCCCACACACGCAGGGCAAAUUCAGGGCGGCUGACUACCAGACGGAUGUUCACAGGAACCCCUGUGCACAGUGGUUUGCUUUGGUCAAACAAGUCCGAAAACAGUCUUCCAGAAAGUUGAACAUAUUGUCCGGUUUGAAAUAAAGCCUUACGGCUCUUUUCUCCUUGAUUAGACGUCUCAUCGUUAUGUUUGGCGGGCGUGUCCAAAUAGAAUGCAGCCGAAGUCAACUGGCUACUUUGAGCCUCUUUGCUAUGCGAUAGCAAUGACUCAAAGUAUGCUCGGUACGGAUAGAACGUGGCGGCAUCCGAGAUCAGUCGAUUGGCUACCGUUACAUGACAGGAUGAGAAGAGCGAGUGCAAGAAAUUAUUGACCGGUGCCACCCCAUCAUCCGCGGUUACCAAUUCCCAGUCACCGGUAGUUUUACGCACUUUGAUGCCCACUUCCAACUCCAAUAUCAUAUCUGCCAAACUGAGCAGACCAGCCGUACUAGGUGGUAUAAAGAAAUUAAUGUCACCAGCGGAUCCAUUGUCGGUCAAAAUAGUUGUAGGGUUCAGUUUCUCGUGUUCGGUACGCCAGCGGUCGGUCAAUGUAGCCGGCAAGGCAAACAGCUGAUUUUCCAGCUGCAUGGCCGGUUCGGAAUGUUCCAUCAUGAGCAUUGCCAUUGUUUAGAAAAAGUCCGGAAUGCUGGUUGGCGGAAUACGUUUAAUGCGAUGUACUUUACGUUUAACACGUUGUUUCUUCCGAACGCCUUCUCCUUCUUGCGAAACUAGGCGUUUACCAAUCGCCGCUCCUGCUUCUUUAAUAACCCCGGUUGCCGCAUCUUGCAAGUGAGGGGUGGCGGCUUCCAAAGCAGCUUUAGCAUGCGGCGCUGCUCUACGCAGUAUCGGUUUGGCAAAGUUGGUAAUUUUGGCAAAUAAAUUCUUCAAAAUUUGUGGGAACCCGGAUCCAUUUUGUAGUGUGCCACGAUAGCGAAUGAGAGCACUUCCUCCCGUUUGGCUCACGAAAACGUUUUCGUAGCGUCGCGGGUCUGGGACAUAGGCGACGAGGGGCAUUUUCAGUAUAAGCGUUGUGGUCGAAAAUGUAAUUUUACUAGUGAUUUUCCCGUCUGAAAUUUAGCGUCGUCACCCAGGUCGUUGGCAAUAGUUAAAUGAAUAGUUUCGAAAUGUUGGCGUAAUACGGGAACAUAGUGGGGAAUGUCGAAACGUGCUUCCACAAUUUGGUUGACCUCCCCUCUAAUAGGUACAGCGCGCAAAAACUGCGCGGCAGUAUCACCAAUCAGGCUGUAGUCUGCAACAUCACUGUACAGAAACAGGCUUUGGUUCCCCAGCAUGGUGUUCACCGGUCGUUCCGACAAGAAGGUGGUCAGUUUAGGUGGAGGAGCUUUACUGAGGAAUGACAAGUACUUGAUGCUACUGGUUUUGGUAACAAACGGAAAGGGUCCCAGUGCAUUGGAGUGAGUUUCUGCGGGUACAUCUGGUUUAAAUUCCGCUUGUUCAAACCCUAGUAUUUUUUGCAAGGUAACGGAUCCAGGGGGAAACGUAACUGACACUCGAUCGUUGCCAAUAAGCAGUUUCACUCGGUGGUUUGUUGAGGUUAAAAAUUGCAAGUUGAAAGCUUUGUUAUCCGGCAAAGCACUUUUAUCCUGAUGUACAGCGUCAUCCACCAUGUACGGUCCGAUUGUAGGAGCUAAGUUGUUGACGGUUUGCAGUAAAAGCUCGGCAUUCUUAUAAUUUCCGGGAGGAACCGUCAAAAUUUCUUGGUGCACAACGUAAUUGACGCUAUCAAUAAAGUCUUCUUCUUUUUUAACCCGAAAUUCGCGGACAAUAUCCAGUUGAAUUUUUUGCUCGGUAGGUAGAGUAUAGAAAGAAUUUAAAUACUGCAGUUCCACCAGGGCCAUUUCCCAUUUGCCGUUCAAGGUAAUGGGAUGCUUCAGUUUGGUAGUCCAGUUGGAGGGCGUGUUGGCCGCUUCUGUGGCGACAUCACUGGGUAAGGUUAUGUAGAAAGGCGCUCCUUCAAACAUGAUAGUGGUUCCCAAGAAUCGUGUUCGGGUCCGUAACCUAACCAACGGACUAAUGCUUUCUUUCCGCGCCGC
This is a messenger RNA of Paramacrobiotus metropolitanus, 7177 nucleotides long. RefSeq lists its product as uncharacterized. The record is from RefSeq and is a predicted model, not a curated record. The transcript has 3 exons. Gene Ontology annotation, biological process: DNA replication. The coding region runs from base 133 to 1824 and encodes 563 amino acids. Gene Ontology annotation, molecular function: nucleotide binding; DNA-directed DNA polymerase activity; DNA binding. NCBI's taxonomy places the organism in Eukaryota, Metazoa, Tardigrada, Eutardigrada, Parachela, Macrobiotidae.